AUGGGGCCACGUGAUAUGAGAGACCCGUUGUUUGGGAUAGGAGGUCUCCUCCAUCAAAGAGACCCGCUAUUUAAACAAGAGGUUGAAACAUAUUUUCCCCAGAUCCCUUACCGAACCUGGUCUGAACCUCCAGCUUCUACUGCUUCCCCACCACUCCUACCACCUGAUGUUCCUCCAACUUCUACUCCUUCUCCAGCUCUUUCUGCUAUGCAAUAUGCAAUUCCGCUUGCAUCUGGUGUUGUAAAGAAUGAUACGAGGAACAGUGGAAUUGAUCAAAGAAAGAGAAAGUACACAGACACUGAUGCCAGGGAUAUUUUUCUUACAGGAAAGAAGGGUGAGCAUCUUUUGCUUUCUGGAUAUGAUAUGGUUGGAUUCAUUCAUAUCUUUCUGGGAAGCAGGAGUAUGAGUUUUUUGGGGUGUUUACGUUGUGGUCACAGUGAGGUCGUGGAGGUAGGGGGUAUGGUGUGGGUUGCGGUAUUGGUGAAGAUAAAGAAGGAAGUAUUGAGGGAAGUUGCCAAGGAGGAAACCGUCGAUGAUCUAUGGUCGAAGUUGGAGGCUCUGUAUAUGCCUAAAAGUGUCACCAAUCGUCUAGUACUCAAGAGUAGACUCUAUGAUCUUCGACUUGAGGAAGAUGAUGAGGAUCUUGCAAUUUACUUGUUAUGUUCAUUACCACCAUCCUAUAAACAUUUUCGUGAAACUAUCUUGUAUGGUAGAGAUGACUUGAGUAUUCAUGAUAUUAGAGAUGCUUUGUGA
Spinacia oleracea (spinach) is the source of this 753-nucleotide messenger RNA. RefSeq lists its product as uncharacterized. The record is from RefSeq and is a predicted model, not a curated record. The transcript is spliced from 6 exons. Bases 1 to 753 code for a protein of 250 amino acids. NCBI's taxonomy places the organism in Eukaryota, Viridiplantae, Streptophyta, Magnoliopsida, Caryophyllales, Amaranthaceae.